AUGUCUUUUAACAAGCCAACCUUGAAGACAUCAGUGGCAGAGACCUCAUCGUCUUCGAAAACUGCUCCCGCAUCCAUUCCACCUGCAAGACCAUUGCGAACGCUGCGUGAAAAAUUACUAAAAAAGACUACGGAAAUCGACAGGUUGACGCCGCCACCCCAAAGCGUUAAUCCAUCAGAUCCGGAUGAUACCACCACCGCUGCAUCAAUGACAGCAAAGUCCUUCCCAGAAAUCACUGCCCCACGGUCGAAUUACUCUGCAAGGAGCAACAUCUCCGCUCACUCGAUACAACCGGAUCCAACCAACUCAGCGUAUCAGAUAGUCGCGAGCUGGAGACAGGAGGACAUUCCUCCGAGAUCCAUUGUGUCAGAUGAUGACCCAUCCUUUCCGGGGUCGCCGGUAUCUGAAGUAGGUAGACCAAGCCUACUUAUAAAUUCUGGCAAGCGACUGGGGGUAGAGAUGGUUAUGGCGACCAGAGAGGCCAAUGAAAUGCUGCUGCGAGACUCUAGGUCACGUCACAAACAAAACCUAGAGAGGGAGCGCUCUCGAAACGCUCAGGAACUAGUGCGCGUAGAGCGAGCCCACAACAAACUGGUGACGGGGCUUAUUAAAGAUCUGGCCUCGGAACUCGUCCAUGCCAGGACAGACAUCAAAACUAAUCUACAGGAGACCAGGGAUGUAAGGAGUUGGCUGGAAUAUGAAACGAGGGUACCCUUUCAAAAGGCCACAGAAGCACAAAAGGCUGCGGGACGCAGAAAAGAGGCUAGAGGAAAUCCA
Messenger RNA from Iphiclides podalirius (scarce swallowtail), 777 nucleotides. The record is from the annotation of a GenBank genome assembly. Lineage: Eukaryota; Metazoa; Arthropoda; Insecta; Lepidoptera; Papilionidae.